AUGGCUGGUCGACGAACACUGCAGUGCAAACUUCAAAACAGGCAGUCGCACUUGCGGUGCACAUCGCAGAUAACGACCCAGAAAAUUCCCAGUCACUCGAGACGAAGAAAAAAAGAUAAUUUUAGCACUCAAAGAGCAAAAAGUACAGAAGACGUCACGUAG
Molecule: messenger RNA, 162 nt
Organism: Laccaria bicolor S238N-H82
Lineage: Eukaryota; Fungi; Basidiomycota; Agaricomycetes; Agaricales; Hydnangiaceae
Exons: 1
Coding region: 1-162 (53 amino acids)
Source: RefSeq, a predicted model, not a curated record